This is a messenger RNA of Xenopus laevis (African clawed frog), 4788 nucleotides long. It is a transcript of the gene ift140.L, whose product is annotated as intraflagellar transport 140 L homeolog. Gene Ontology annotation, cellular component: intraciliary transport particle A; cilium; ciliary basal body. The transcript is spliced from 31 exons. Lineage: Eukaryota; Metazoa; Chordata; Amphibia; Anura; Pipidae. Gene Ontology annotation, biological process: intraciliary retrograde transport; cilium organization; intraciliary transport. The record is from RefSeq and is a predicted model, not a curated record. The coding region runs from base 260 to 4645 and encodes 1461 amino acids.
CUGGUUCCUAAAUCAGCGGUCUAUAGAUGGAAGUGACGUCGAGGGAUUUUAAUAGGCAGCUUCUUGCCACGUGACUCGCAGAGCCGUUGUCAGGGGUAACGAGAAGCGAAGCGGCCUGGUACGGGAGCUGGAGCCUUGCUGGGGUGUCGGGCAGUACAGAUUGAAGGCAUUACCGGAGCAACCAGAUAGCAGUUGAAAAGCUAAACAGGAGAGCUGCAGAGCACAAAAGGCCAAGCCUCUGUCUAGAGAGGCACCUACAAUGGCUGUGUACUUUGAUCACCGCAUCCAAGCUCCAUUUCCUUCAGCAUCUCCAUCACACAUCUCUUGGCACAGGCACCAUGCUCUGCUUGCUGUAGCCUACAUCAGUUCAGGUGAAGGAGGUUCAGUGGAUAUCUACAGCGAACUGGGCGAUCACAUACAAGAUGCUCAAAUAAAAAGGACUUCCCAUCCCACUGUGCUCAGUUGGCAUCCAACCAAACGCAUGUUGGUGGCAGGAUGGACCACGGGUGAACUUGUAGUCUUUAAUGAACAAGACAAGGAGGAAUAUACAUUACAAACAGCACAUACUGCUGAGAUCACAAUGUUGGAAUGGAGCAGUGAUGCCAGUAGACUUGUCUCUGCAGAUAUGAGUGGAACAUUAGCAGUAUGGAGGCUGGAGCAGCGAGGACGGAUUCAAGUGUCACCAUUGCUUACAAACAUGUAUCAUAAACCUCUCACUCACUGCCUCUUCAAGCCUUUAGCUCCUGAUGAGGACUUUGCUCAGCUGGCAAAGGCUGCUGUCAGUGGAGAUGAGAAAGCACUGGAUAUGUUCAAUUGGAAUAAAUCAGGGAAAUGGACUCCCAUGAAGACUGCGUCUCAGCAGGAGUUUCACUUCUUCCUCGGUGCAAAGGACGGCUCGGUAUACUUUGUAAAUGAGCAGCUAAAGUACAGCCAGAUUGUGAAUCUAGACAGUCCAGUGAAAAGGCUCUUCUUUAUGGAAAAGAAAUCUAUUCUGGUAAUAGUCACAGAAAAUCUGCUGCUGUCUCAGUUUUUUAUCAGCCCAGAAGGAAACGCAGAAGAGAUCUCAAAGGUGAAGCUGAGUGGGAAGACCGGUCAGGCCGCUGAUAUACAUUGGGUGGACAACAGCCUCCUAAUCACAGCUACUGGGGAGAAUGUUAUUAGGUUGUGGGAUUUGGAGCGAGAGGACAAUUAUGUGCUUUCUCUAGAUGAACAGUUGGGGUAUGACGUUGGAGAGACCCUGAACUGCAUUUCUUACUGCAGUUCUAAAGCAAUCUUGGCAGCUGGAACUAACAAGGGCAGAGUGGCCAUGUGGAGCAGAGUGACCUCCCAUGGUCAGAAGGCCAUAAGGACUGAUGGGAAAAGCACUUGGAAGCUUCAGACUCCAACCGAACUAGAAGAAAACAUUAUGCAGAUACAGUGGGGCUCUUCAAAGAACUUCUUGGCUAUCAACAACUUCAGUUCAGUUGUGGUUCUCAGUGAGCAAGUCAUGUCUGCGCACUUCAGUCAGCAAGUUGCAGCCAUCCAGGUUGCACCCACCCAGCUCAAUCUGACCUAUUUCAGCACUGAAACGGCUCAUAACCUGCAGACUGACAUGUACAUCAAAGGUGUUUUCGUUACCAAGGAUACAGUUGCAGUUUGGAAUGGUAAGAUGGUCACUGUGUAUGAGCUAUCAGGACCGACUCUAAGAAACUCAGGUUCCUUCUCAUGUGAGUCUCCAGUGUUAGUUAUGCAUGAAGAUAAUAUAUAUACUGUAGAAACUAACAGAGUCCAGAUUUGGACACUGCAGGGCACUGUGAAGCAGUUGCUGCCUUUUUCAGAAGCAGAGGGGACUCCAUGUGGUUUGGAUGUUUGCGGACACUUUCUAGCAGUUACAACGGACACUGCUCAUUUUAAGACCUUUGACCUCUCACGAAGGGAAGCCAAAGCCCAUAUCAACUGCAAAAACCUUUCUCAGAUGGUUCCAGGAGUGGGGAGCAUUGUGUCUGCGAAGUGCAAUGUCAAUGGCAGCAAAGUCAGCAUCCUUGCUAAUAGGUCCGAUGGAAACUUGGAUUCCAAGAUGUACUUCUAUGAUGCUGAAUUGGACACUGUGACCUUUUUCGAUUUUUGGAGUGGUCAAGCAGAACAAGGGGACUCUAUAUCCAACCAUGACACAGACACGAAUGAUGCAGAAAACAGAGUGUUACUUGACCGCAUCCCAAUAAACCAUUUCUGGGACCAAAGUGAACCUCGGCUUGUGGUUUGUGAGGCUAUGUUGGCAGUGCCAAAGUCUGCUAACACAUCGCCAAAACACCAAUUGGAUCAGCAACCAGAGCUCCAUCAUAGAAAGGAGGACAUUUUGGUCAUUUCUUUAUUCAGCACCCAGGAGCACGGUCUUCUCAUUCAAGAGAGUUUCCCACGUCCUGCUGCCCUUCAGUCACUUUUGGGUAUUGAGGUACCUCACUACUAUUUCACAAAGAAGCGAGGUGAAGAGGAGAAAGCCUCUGAAACAGAGGUCCGGAAUAAUCAGAUUCCCCAAAUGGUGGCAAAGAAACCCCUGAGAGACUUUAUUGGGCUAGAAGAGUGUGAUAAGACUACAAGAGAAGCCAUGCUUAACUUCAGCUUCUACCUCACAGUGGGAGAUAUGGAUGAAGCAUUUAAGUCUAUCAAGCUUAUCAAAAGUGAAGCAGUCUGGGAAAACAUGGCUCGAAUGUGCGUAAAGACCAAGAGGCUGGAUGUAGCCAAGGUUUGCCUAGGAAAUAUGGGCCAUGCUAGGGGUGCCAAGGCUUUGCGGGAGGCAGAACACGAGCCAGAGGUGGAAGCAAGAGUGGCUAUGCUGGCAAUACAGCUCGGAAUGUUGGAAGAAGCCGAGCAACUGUACAAAACCUGCCAGCGAUAUGAUCUUCUGAAUAAACUUUACCAGGCUUGGAGCCAGUGGCAGAAGGCAAUUGAAACUGCAGAGAACCACGACCGAAUCCACCUGCGCUCCACCUACUACAACUACGCCAAGCACCUAGAGGCCAUUGGGGACCACAAUGCAUCACUCCUCCUGUAUGAGAAAUCUGAUACUCACCGUUUUGAGGUUCCCAGAAUGCUUCUCGAUGACCCUCAAGCUUUGGAAGAGUACAUCAAUAAAAUGAAGGAUAAGGGACUGUGGAAGUGGUGGGCACAAUAUUUGGAAAGCCAAUCAAACCUAGACUCCGCACUCAAGUACUACGAGAUGGCUCAGGACUACCUGUCACUGGUCCGGGUGCAUUGCUUCCUGGGGAAUAUUCAGAGGGCAGCAGAAAUAGCUAAUGAGACGGGUAAUGGGGCUGCAUCCUACCACCUUGCUCGUCAUUAUGAGAGUCAGGAAGAGGUGAAACAAGCUGUACACUUCUAUACACGUGCCCAGGCAUAUAACAAUGGCAUCCGGCUCUGCAAGGAGAACAAUAUGGAUGAUCAACUUAUGAACCUCGCUCUGCUCAGCUCCCCUGAGGACAUGAUGGAGGCAGCUCGGUAUUACGAAGAGAAGGGAGAGCAAAUGGAUAGGGCAGUCAUGCUUUACCACAAGGCAGGACACUUCUCCAAGGCCUUGGAACUGGCAUUCACUACAGAGCAAUUUGGGGCUUUGCAACUGAUUGCUGAGGAUCUGGAUGAAAAGUCUGACCCAGCUCUACUUGCCCGUUGCUCUGACUUUUUUAUCCAGCACAGCCAAUUUGAAAAGGCAGUGGAACUCCUGUUGGCAGCCAAGAAGUAUUAUGAUGCGCUGCAGCUCUGUAUGGAACGAAACCUUGUCAUUACAGAAGAUAUGGCUGAAAAAAUGACAGUGUCCAAAAAUUCCAAAGAUUUGAGCGAGGAGUCCCGGCGUGAGUUGCUGCAAAGUAUUGCAGACUGCUGCAUGAGGCAAGGGAAUUAUCAUCUGGCCACCAAAAAAUACACUCAAGCUGGAGACAAGUUAAAGGCUAUGAAGUCUUUGCUAAAGUCUGGCGACACAGAGAAGAUCGUUUUCUUUGCUGGGGUUUCACGUCAAAAAGAGAUUUAUAUUAUGGCAGCCAAUUACCUGCAGUCCCUGGACUGGCGUAAAGAUCCUGAGAUUAUGAAGAACAUAAUCAGUUUCUACACUAAAGGCCGGGCCCUGGAACUGUUAGCUGGCUUUUAUGAUGCAUGUGCUCAAGUGGAAAUUGAUGAAUAUCAGAGCUACGAGAAGGCGUUAGGAGCACUAACUGAGGCUUACAAGUGCCUGUCCAAAGCCAAAAUGCGAAACCCAGAGGAGCAGGAGAGGAAGCUGUCUGACUUGCAAGCCAAGAUGACUCUAGUGAAGAGGUUUAUCCAGGCUCGCAGGACAUACUCAGUGGACAGUCAAGAAGCAGUAAAGCAGUGUGAGCUGUUGCUAGAAGAGACAGAUCUGGACAGCGCUAUACGUAUUGGUGAUUUGUAUGGGCUACUGGUUGAGCAUUAUACUCAGCAGGGAGAUUUUCAGAAGGCCUACCAGUGCCUUGAGGAAAUGCGCUCCAAGAUGCCAUCUGUCAACUUGACUUACUAUGUGUCCCAAGGCAUCAUAGAAUCCAUCCAUCGCGCCCUCUCUAUCCCAUUCAGCCGACAUUCUCUAUCAGAGAACAUGAGGCACAACAGCGUGGAGGAUAGCGAGGAGGUGGAGGAAGUAGCAGAAAUGGACUAUGGAGACUAACCACAGAGCGCAAUAGAUGUACAUGUGUUGGACUCUCAGGAAAAUCUGACUGAAAAAGCAUCUUUUCUCUUGCUUGCUCCUUAUAACACGAUAUCAGUAAUUUAUUUUUUAUCUCACUUUAUAUAUUAAACCGGUUUUAUGGA